Molecule: messenger RNA, 2037 nt
Organism: Symsagittifera roscoffensis
Lineage: Eukaryota; Metazoa; Xenacoelomorpha; Acoela; Convolutidae
Product: axin interactor, dorsalization-associated protein-like
Exons: 6
Coding region: 758-1894 (378 amino acids)
Biological process (GO): determination of ventral identity
Cellular component (GO): membrane
Molecular function (GO): phosphatidylinositol binding
Source: RefSeq, a predicted model, not a curated record
UUCAGAAUAGCACAUGGGUUCGACCUGUAAAUAAAUUAGUUGUAAUUAUUGUAAAUUUCUUGUAUUAUAUGUAACUGCACAACAGAAGCUAUAAAAGACAACCAUUCAUUUUUUCUCUAUUUUUUAUUUUAUUGUUCGUUGGCGGUUCUCAUUGUUGUAUCCGAUAUCAUUGCAACUUACAAUCAAUUAUCAGUUAAAUGAGGCUUUGAUGCAAAGUGAAUUUUUCACUUCACUUUCUAUCACGAACAUUUAUCAAGAGAAAGAGAAAAGUAUCAAAAGAUUACUUAAACAAAAAGUAACUUGAUCGAGCGCUCCAACCAACUACCAGUAGGCAAGCGAAUAGCAAUAUUUGAUCCCGAUAAAAAAGGCACCGUUGUUUGAGUCUAAUUCAGAAGCAGUGAAGUAUUUUUUCACGAAGUUGCUUCUAUACAGUGCAAAUCUGUGAAUUCCGUGUGGUCUGCAGCGUGCUUUUGUAUGAAUCGACUUUCCGCUUGACCGUUGACAAUCAAGAACUUUAUUAAAACAAAGACGAAAAAGUCUAGAAAGACUGAGAUCUCAUAAAAAAAUCGAAAACUCUCAAUCGUUUCGAGUGGCUAGCAGUUCAUUAGAAAGAUCUUCUGCACAACACAAACAAAAGAAGGUCAGUUGAGCCCAAGUAAAGAAGCAAGGUCAAGGUCAUUGGAGAUCUAUUAAGAAGCAUUGACGUGCGUGCUCUCGCUGUGUAUCCCUGUGAUUUGUAUGGUUGGCCAUAGUAAGUAUGGACUUGGAGCAGAAGAAGCAGCAGUGUGGAGUGUGGGCUAAAAAAGUGGAGAGUGCGUGUGAGGAAGACAAGUGGGGCCACGUAUUGGACGCUUCCGAUCAAUACCAACAGGUGCUGAAGUCUAUUGCGAACUCUGUUCACAUCCGUGAAGAUGGUCAGCUGGGGGACAACAACAAUGAAGGGGAGAUCAAGUGGACGGGACAGGAGACUGAGUUCCUGCAGAAUGUGGCCAUGUGUCUCAAGCAACGUGUAGACGUUUUGAUCCAGUCUCCGAUCUCAAAAGACAAGCAAUUCUCGCGCGACAAGGUAGCAGAAGUUAUUCCUCCAUUGCGCAACUUCUCACUUCGUCUCCCUAACUCACCGACCAAUCAGAAUAAUACGUCUGAAGGAGAUCCUGAGCAAGCGAGUAAUAGCAGACAGAGACAAAGGAAACAGUCGCAGCAGAUGUUGGCCAAGUGGAAGGAAGGAAGAGUAGUUGAGCUAGAUGCGAGUGCGGAGCAUCUGGAGAACAAUCUAGCAUCCAGUCGGAAAGAGUCACUGGUCGACUCCACAUUGAAGAAGAAGAAAGGAGUCGAAGAUGACGAUGGGCCUCUCUCUGUGGAUCCCUACGAAAUGACUGUGAAUACUGUAGUCGCUGUAUCUAAACCAGGCAAUUUGCUACAGCUACCUAAGAAAAAGCCUGGUGAAACCUUGUUGAGUGUGAGCAUAUUGAAAGUGGGUUUGAAAGAUGCCCACAAGACUCUGGAAACUUUCUGGACUGUGAGUGUGAAGGACACUGAAGGCAAAGAUGUGACUGAGAUCCAGGAGACACCCUCUUGUGGUGUAACUGAGCAAAACUAUAUCACAUUUGACACUGUUGUACACAUACAGAAACCAUUGGAAUCUUUGCCUGAGAAAUGGGCCAUCUUCUUCGAACUCAAACACUACAGAGUGGAGAAGAAUGCCUGCGGUGUUAAGUGUUGGGCCAUGUUGGAAAGUGAUGAAGUCAAAAAUCAUGAGGGCAAAAAAGGAACCCAUAAGCAGGACGUGAUUUUGGAACUGUACAAGAAACCGACAGAUUUCAAACGCAAGAAAAUGUCUCUCUUAACGAAAAAAGAACUCUAUCUUCACUUGCAGCUCACUACCGUUGCGUAACAGUGACUUAACUUCCGAAUCAUUUUAGUUGAUUAUUUACAGCGCAUCAUCAAUCAUCAAACAAUUUUUUGAAAAUCAUGGGUGCUGGUAAUUCAUUUUGAUUAUAAAUUGUGCUUUCUAGUAACAUUGGGUUCUAGUAGUAU